CAAGGCUGGAGAAUUUACACGUUUUGCAUCAGCGUGUCGAGAAAAAUACAUCAAGAAUGGGUUUUGGUGACUUAAAAUCAAAAGAUGGUCUUUCAUCUUUGAACACAUUUUUUGCUGAUAGAAGUUACAUUGAUGGUUAUUCACCAUCAGCUGCUGAUGCUGUUGUAUUCGAGGCCUUAGCUUCUGCUCCUGCUUCCAACUACCCACAUGCAUUAAGAUGGUACAAUCAUAUCAAAUCAUAUGGCGAUCUGAGGAAAAGUUUUCCCGGUACUCGUAAACCAGUUACUUCCUAUGGUAAUUCAACAGCGCCAGCUGCCGAUGGUGAUGAUGAUGAUGACGAUUUCGAUCUUUUUGGAGGUGAUGAUGAUGGAGAAGAUGCAGAAGCAGCCUUAGAGGAAUUGAAAAAGAAACGAGUUGCAGAAUAUGAAGCUAGAAAAGCUAAAAAGCCAACUGUUAUAGCUAAAAGUAGUAUAAUAUUAGAAGUAAAACCAUGGGAUGAUGAAACCGAUAUGAAAGAAGUUGAGAAGAAUGUAAGGAGUAUUGAAGCUGAUGGACUGAGAUGGGCUGCUUCCAAGUUAGUACCUGUUGGAUAUGGUAUUAAUAAAUUACAGAUUAACUGUGUAGUAGAGGAUGAUAAGAUUGGCACAGAUUUUUUAGAAGAAGAAAUCACUAAAUUUGAAGAUUUGGUUCAAUCUGUUGAUAUUGCUGGCUUUAAUAAAAUCUAAACCCAUUCUUUCACAAUAUUGUUCAUCACUAAAAAUACAUAUAGUCAAAAUGUUAAUGCACAUCCUGAUGGGAUUGAUAAAAAUGAAUAAUCCAUUUGGUUAUGAACACAGUAUAAGUGUGGUUUAUAUAAGUUCAGUACUAAUUUUAUCAGUUACCAACUAGUUUAAUUGCAGAAACCACAGACUAUCAUUGGAAUUAAAAUGAUAUAAAGUG
Molecule: messenger RNA, 939 nt
Organism: Lottia gigantea (owl limpet)
Lineage: Eukaryota; Metazoa; Mollusca; Gastropoda; Lottiidae
Exons: 6
Coding region: 57-725 (222 amino acids)
Biological process (GO): translational elongation
Cellular component (GO): eukaryotic translation elongation factor 1 complex; cytosol
Molecular function (GO): translation elongation factor activity; guanyl-nucleotide exchange factor activity
Source: RefSeq, a predicted model, not a curated record